CCAUGCACACCACAUUUUGGAGAGAUUCACAUUUCACUGAUCAACAUAUCAACAGCCUGCAAUUCAACCUGCUUCGUGAAAUUCAUAGACUUUCUUACAUUCGCCUAACCACCUUCCAUAAGCGCUGCUGCAGCCAUGGCUUCCGCUUGCAUCGCCUCCUCCGCCCUGGCCAGCGCCUCCCUGAGCAGUUCAUUCAAGUCCGUGCUGCCCUCCACCCAGGUGCAAAGCUCCUUCCUAGGGCAUGCCAUCUGCGCCAAGCCCGCUCACAAGGUUUCCUACAGGAGGGAAUUGGUCAUCAGCGCAGCAUUGAAGAAGGCCGUUGCAGUGCUGAAGGGAGAGAGCAAGGUCACUGGGACCAUCACGCUGGAGCAGGAGGAUGACGGCCCGGUGAAGGUGACGGGGAAGAUCACUGGCCUGGCCCCUGGCGAGCACGGCUUCCACCUUCACCAGUUUGGCGACACCACCAACGGGUGCAUUUCGACUGGUCCUCACUUCAACCCCAACGGCAAGACCCACGGGGCCCCUGGCGAUGAGGAGAGGCACGCGGGGGAUCUUGGCAAUGUUGUUGCUGAUGAUCAAGGCGUGGCUACCAUUAAUAUCACCGACAAGCAGAUUCCCCUCAGCGGGCCCAACUCCGUCGUUGGUCGCGCCUUUGUUAUUCACGAGCUCAAGGACGACCUCGGCAAGGGCGGCCACGAGCUGAGCUCCACCACAGGCAACGCCGGAGGCAGGCUCGCAUGCGGUGUUGUUGGCCUCACCCCUACAUCCUGAUUUGUAUGCGGCGGCGCAAUAAUGGGUCGCCCGUGCCUUUCAAUCUGGUAAAUGGAGCCUUGAUAACAAGAAGGCAUAGCAAUUUUUGACUUUUCGAGGAACCAUAGAAAGUACUUUGCGACCCUUCCUGCAAGCACAAGCCGUUUCUUACUGCACUUUCGACCAGUUUUCCACAAGCAAGAUCAUCAUCCAAGGAUGCAUCCCUGGCCGUUGGUGUGAAGUCUCCGAUUCGUCCUGUAGCACUUCAAGAGUCACAAUAUACCCGUGGAAUGAAGCAAUUGUGUGUACGGGACCGGCAUGUGCUGACUUGGUGAACUUCGCUGGUCAGGGACUAACAUCUGCUGAUUCAUGAAGGUCGCUGGUCAACCAAGUGUGUGCAUGCAAGGUCUGGAGCAGAAUCAUAAAUCAGAAAUGUUAGAAACCUCAGAAACAACACCGGAAAAAAAAAAAACCCCGCGGAAAAAGCGGAUUUUAAAAACUUGAUUCGGCCGCACCUCUAAUCAGGAACAUUUCAAGAAGUUCAAACCUUUGAGGUUACCUUCCAUCCAACGAGAGUCAAUUUGUUCGCCGAACCCGUCAAGUUUUACUCGGUUUGGAAAGGUUGAGGGUGUACGUCCGGUUAGUGAGUGGCCCCCUCAUUGUGUGUGGACGGUCAAGCGGACUUUUUGACUAUUUUGGGGGGCGAUGAUGUGAGACAACUGUCAGAUUGGCCGGGCCGGGCUGGUUUGUAAAGUGCAAAUCUGAAAGGGUG
Klebsormidium nitens is the source of this 1522-nucleotide messenger RNA. NCBI's taxonomy places the organism in Eukaryota, Viridiplantae, Streptophyta, Klebsormidiophyceae, Klebsormidiales, Klebsormidiaceae. The record is from the annotation of a GenBank genome assembly.